Molecule: messenger RNA, 749 nt
Organism: Orbicella faveolata
Lineage: Eukaryota; Metazoa; Cnidaria; Anthozoa; Scleractinia; Merulinidae
Source: RefSeq, a predicted model, not a curated record
AUGUGUGCGCCAUCUUCCUUCUGCUGCGCAUAUCAGCCCGGUACACAUGGCAAGCCUGGUACCCCAGGGGUACCCGGACGGGAUGGACGUGAUGGCUGUGACGGAAAUCAGGGACCUGCUGGAAUGACUGGACCAGUGGGACCUCCAGGACUGCAAGGAGAAACUGGUGCCAAGGGCCCGAGCGGACAAAAAGGGGAGCGCGGGGAUGUGGCACCUGGUCGGAUGUCUCAUAGGAACUGGAAAGACUGCGCAUGGAAAGACUUAAAUGACGACAAAGACAACGGUCUGAUCAAGGAGUGUGUGUUCACUGAGAACUUCUCUGACACUUCGCUCAAUGUUUACUGGGCUGGUGCUUUAAGAAUCUACAACUGUGACAACUGCUGCUUACGCUGGUAUUUCACUUUCAACGGUGCUGAAUGUUCAGGCCCCCUUCCAAUUGAUGGUGUUUUGUUCAUGUAUAAAGGUAGUGGUACAAAUCCUAGUCGUGUCCGCCAUAUUAGGGAGUUUACGAAACCACGACGGCAACGGCAACGGGGGCACUGUAACCACAUCCGCAAAGACAAGGUGCGCGUGGGAUUCUGGGUCACUAAUUGUGCUGGAUUCAGUGGAUGUUAUGACGCCUACACUGGAUACAAUUCAGUGUGCCGGAUAUUUAUGAAGACAUUCCUAAACCCCAGACUUAGAUCUUGAUACAAAACAUCCAUUCGUGCAGAAAGGCGGAUAGGACGGUGAUAAAUUGCUUUAUCGUA